Paramacrobiotus metropolitanus is the source of this 1197-nucleotide messenger RNA. RefSeq lists its product as uncharacterized. The record is from RefSeq and is a predicted model, not a curated record. The transcript is spliced from 4 exons. NCBI's taxonomy places the organism in Eukaryota, Metazoa, Tardigrada, Eutardigrada, Parachela, Macrobiotidae. Bases 486 to 1010 code for a protein of 174 amino acids.
AUUGACCACUGGACCAAGACAAAUGAUUUUGGCAAAAAGUCAACAAUCUUGGAUCCACCGCUACAGCUAGUGAAUUUUGAUGUACUUUAAAGCAACAAAAUUGGUGAAGUAGAAGCCGAGAUCCUUUGCCUCAAAGGACAGGGGCCGAAGUCCUGGCACAGAUAAUCAGUAUUCAUAUAACAAAAAUUGGUUGCUUACUUGAUUAAAGUCGCUUGAUUUGCUUACCUGAUUACUACAUAUAUAGGGGGAGUUUCUCUCUGGGUCUGCAGUGGCCCAGUUUGAUAUCUACACCAAAGAAAAUGUCGAUUGGCGUCAAUGCGGAAAACUGCCAGCAACUGAAUAAUGCCAUAAUAUGAAACCAUCCACGCUUGAUGAGGGAUAAAUAAAUUGUUAACCUUUUGUUGGUUCUGCACAGUUAGAAAGUUGAGCUGCCGAUCUCUUGGACAUAUUGCGGACAACAGUUUUAAAUUGCAAUUUGUGGUAAAAUGAAGCGAAUAAAUCCGUGUUUCUUAAGUCUUUUAUCGACAAUCGUUGGAUAUUUCCUAUUAAUUAUUUCCAUAAAGGGAGCGCUUUCCUUGAAAUGCUACUCUUGUGGAAACAUUAUGAAUGACGCACAACGAAUUACGCUUUCAUGCCAUAAUUCUUCGAUAAAGGGAACUCCCGAGCGCCCUGCAUCUGAACUUAUACAGGUCGACUGCAAAACCAACUGCGCGGAUCAGGCGCGCGGAUGGCCAUCCGACAAGUACAGUCGUUCUUGGAUUUACAGAGGCUGCCAGGAUGAUGUAGUCGACGGCAAAACUUUAGUGGGCGAAGCGGUUGGAUGUCACCGAUCGCAGGAAUGUUUUGGACCGUGCGACAGGGUGUACUGCAUAUGCAAUACACCGUUAUGUAACACAAGAAAACUGGACGAGGUCGUGCUUUCAGUAGCUGGUCAACCGUCAAAUUUCAUGCCGAUACCGCCCCUUGUCCUCGGCAGUUAUGUUUUCUUCUUGCUUAUCACUUUCUCUUAAGUUUCGGAUGCCCUAUUGCUGUACGUGUUAUUGUGACGAGUCUGAUGGUCUCAGAUGAGCUCACCAUAUCUGUGCAACCUCUAGUUUGAAUAUUGAUUUUUGAUCUCCAUAAAUGUGCUCUUUAUUUAGUUGUCCUCCUGUCAGCAUUUUUUUAAUUAUUAGCCUUCAGAUAAAUUAUUAGUUAUUG